Messenger RNA from Anopheles marshallii, 2205 nucleotides. RefSeq names its product sorting nexin-14-like. The coding region runs from base 1 to 2205 and encodes 734 amino acids. Lineage: Eukaryota; Metazoa; Arthropoda; Insecta; Diptera; Culicidae. The transcript has 7 exons. Gene Ontology annotation, molecular function: phosphatidylinositol binding. The record is from RefSeq and is a predicted model, not a curated record. Gene Ontology annotation, cellular component: intracellular membrane-bounded organelle.
AUGCUGUUUUACCAUGUGAAAGAAGUGUUGUCAAAGUUUUACCAAGAUGAUAUCGCUCGUGUUAUUGCUGCAGCCGUGUUAAUUGUUGCGUUCGUCUGCACUUGCUAUCUGAGUUCUAUCAUCGGACUGACGAUACUAGUGUGCUUCAUCAAUGGCUGUGCCGCAGCAGUAUUCACUCUGAACCAUAAGGACACCUUCGGCAGAUACAUACAGAAGGCGAAGGAUUUCUUUGGAUUCAAGGAAUACGAUGGAUCCAACCGUCACGAGUGCGACGUUUGUGGCAAUGAACGUUGUCCGCGACAUAACCGCAAUAUACUGGUACCGAAACCGUCGCAAGGAUUCCUUAUCGAGCGACCGCUAGACGAGGCUAUCGAUAGGUUCUUUACGCACAUAUUGGAUAACUUUAUUCGAAGUUGGUACAACCAGGUAACACCAGACGAAGAAUUUCUGUAUCAUCUAAAAUCCACGCUGCGAGAUGCGCUCUGUCGCUUGGUGCUGAGAGCAAAGGAAAUAGAUGCGCCGGGGGUGAUAAUGAAUCGAUUGCUUCCGACCGUCUUCAUACACUACGAGAUAAUCGCAAAAAUGUUGCUCGUCGAUCACGUUCCUAUGGACAAGCUGGCCAAAACGUUCGUCAUAGAUGAGUAUCCCAUUCAUCCGGCAGUGCUGAAUCGUGGGGCAGAGUUGAACUAUUUACGGGGUAUAGCGAAAGUGUUGAUUCCGAGACUUUUUACGGCAGAAAACACGAACUGUAAGAUCUUCUUCAACCUAAUCAAAGAGCUGCUAACGUUCUGGGUGCUUUUACCGAUAAUGGACGUUAUCGCAGACCCGAAUCUGAUCAAUUUACUUAUCAUAAUUGCUACCGAUAAGCGCGCGAAAGACGCUUCCCGUAAACUGGCCGAUGGGUCUAAAGAGCAGCGCGAUGAGAAGGUUGAAAUUUUGGGCGCGUUUGUAGAUCGAAGUCGGAGGAAGAUUGAGUGCGGUGUGGAAAUAAGCGUCCCACAAGAGAUCCUUUGGGAAGAUAAGGACAAGUUGUAUUACUUUAUGCAGUUUCUAAUCAAGGAAGGAUCGGUUGAAUUGUUGCAGUUCUAUCUGGAUGUUGAUAACCUAAACAAAGAGCUGGAAGAUCCUCACAUCACAACGGACCCCACGAAGUUAUCUUCAUUGCAUCAGCAGUCGGAAAAAUUGCUUCUGAAAUAUCAGUCCAUGGUAAAGUCACCAGGUGGUCAGCUUGGCAGUGAAGAUUCAUCCCCGGUCGGUACACUCACGGAAGCACACGAUCGUGUGCGAUUGAAGCUAGAAGAAAAGUGGUUCAAACAGUUCAGCAAAACAGCGGAAUACUUUACCUUGGUUUACGGAGGACGUGAUAUAAGGGAUUCGUAUGAUAAAAAAGGAAGCGAUGGAAUAUCAGGAGCCGGGACGAAACUUAGUUCGAAAUUCAAAGAAGUCAUUCGAGGAGCCGUUGACGGAGCACCUAUCGAAGCCACCGAGGCACCUACGGUUUGGGACGCGUUGAACGAUGUCCACCCAAGCAACAAUAUUUACAACUCCGUGACACAGAAGCUUCGCAAAGAGAAAGGACAAAGUUUGGACGUUUUCAUGACCACUUUCAUGCAUUCCAUAGAGCAAAGUCCCGAUAUUGGCGAGGACGUUGUGCUGGAAAAGGAAGCGAUUAAGAAGAAGACGAGAAUUCCCGGCCAGAGUGUUGUGUUUGGGGAUCUGUUCGAGUUGAAGAAGGCUUCAAAAAAUACUCACACCACUACACUGCUGUCCCAUAGCGUACGAGGCCCAUCGCAGUGCUUCGUUUACAUUUUGGUUAAAGUGCUUAAUGCGCCCUUCAUAAUCGUUCGCUUGGCUCUUGCAUUUUGCUGUGUUUCACGCAAAUCUGUCGACACGCUGAUCAAUUCUCUUACGGCGAAAUUGAUUCGGGCGGGCCUGAAAGAAAGCAGACUAGCAUUCCUCAUCAAUCUGCUGCGCGAGCACGUAUUUCUACGAAAGCAACCGGAACCCACCCCUGUCAUGUUGCUGAAACGACAGCAAGAGGCUCGCAAACGGUUGGAAGACCUUCGAGGAGGAUUAGGUAAUGUGGCCGAUGUGUUGCAGUCACCGGUGUUGAACAAACAUUUGAUGUAUUGCUUAUUUGAUAUUCUGCUGGCGGAGAUGUACCCGGAGUUUGAUGAAUCUCCGACCGGCAAAGAUAAGUUGUAA